Messenger RNA from Fusarium oxysporum Fo47, 1245 nucleotides. RefSeq lists its product as uncharacterized. The coding region runs from base 353 to 943 and encodes 196 amino acids. NCBI's taxonomy places the organism in Eukaryota, Fungi, Ascomycota, Sordariomycetes, Hypocreales, Nectriaceae. The transcript has a single exon. The record is from RefSeq and is a predicted model, not a curated record.
CCCGUCAGCGCGAAUGCCCUCAGCUACCUUAUGCAUUCCAACAAGGCGCAUGACACUGCAAACAAUAGUCUCAUGGCAUUGUUUAUCAAUUGCCUAUAAUUCUGUCGCAAACAUUUAAGAUUCAUCUGUUUUGAUGAGGUAUCGGAAGAUCCCCCUGGAGGUGGUAUUUGGCCUAACCCAUUGCAGCCUCAUUUAAUUUCAACUGAAACAUCCAUGUCCAGGACCCGCACGCCAUCAACUCCUUACAAUAUGUCUUCCCUCGCCCUGUGGCUUUGACCAAUCGUUCAUCUCUCCCCACUCACUCUCUUUUUUUUGCACUCUCAAUGAGAGAGAGCGUUGCGUUCUCUACAGGAUGGCAGCCCAUUCGCCUCAGCUCAACCGCCGCGGGUCGGUAGACCAGCUCUUCGAGCUGGUGGAAGGUCUCGACGAGACCCAGAUUCACACUCUCCUUGAAGACUUCAACAAUACCGUCUCGAGCAACAUUCCCGUCUCCCACGGCAUCGACUUUUUCGAACAUCCUACGACGGGCGUGACCAAGACGAAGACUACACCUGCGCGAUCAUCGUCGAUUCGAAAGUCGUUUAAGCAACUUCCUAGGUUGUUCACGCGCACGCCGAGCAAACGAGCUGUCUCUGCACCGAUUGCGCGUCCGAAAACAGCGGCGCCGACGACGAAGCAUUACAGACGGAUUAGUCGACCUGUACUGCCGACACUUUCGAGUGGACCAGACCUAGAUGCUCUGCUCUCAGCGUAUCUUGCGCCAGCUCCACCGCCGUCGUCUUCGCACAAGACCAUUUCUCCAUCGCGAUCGAUAUCGAGUAAUUCUACACUGAGCCUCGAGGCGGAAGAUUCGGGCGUUGAUUCACUGGCACCGCUUGUAUUCGGUCGACCGCAGCGAGAAGCCAGCCCAAUGGGCGAUAUUAUGGAAGUGCUCUCGUUCUAAGCACCGAAUAUGGACGAAUAAUACCUGCCAGCACGGCACUUGGACGUCCACCACGACAGUAGUGAUGCAACCACUACAACAACACUAUUUGCUAGCUCUGCUUUGACAUUGGCUCGGCGUUUUUCUAUUCUGUACGAUCAUUGGAGGCGUUUUUAAAGCUGUUUGCUAGUCAGGUACUAGACUGUCUGUCACCCAAGGGGAGGUCCACUUUCUACCAUAUCAUCCUGUUUGUACUCGAUGGAUUCACGAAUUCAUUAUAACUGCCCAACUACGUACCAAUCUACUAUACCCUUUCUUUGUUA